CGAAUGCAGUACAUCCGGUGUCACAACAAAUCGGGUCCCUCGAAAAGUAACUAAUUGAACAUCAUUAAUUUGUUUUGUUUAUAACUGAAAUAUCUGGACAUUUACCACUUAAUUUAACAUACAUUAAAGAUGAUUGUGAAUACAUGUAGGUUCGACACGCUUCCGGAAACGGUGGGCUCCCCGACCAGCGUCACACUGAAGGCCUUCACGAUGCACAUGGAGGAGGUGAUUGAGAGUAAAGUGGUUGAUGAAGACGGUUCUGCUGAGGGUGAGACGGGUGUGGUGACGGUCUCAGGUCUGUACUCACAGAACCCUUUACAGCGCAGCGUCAGUCAGCUGAUCGACAAGAAAGACGAGGAAGCGUGGGAGCCGCACUUCAGACGCCUUGACAGCGGCCUGUUUGAAGGUGAGGAGUUUGUGGACAGCAUCAAAGGCUUCAGCACAGUCAGGAAAGAACAUACCAUGUUCACGGACACUAACCUUUGACCUUCAUCAUGACUUCUGACCCUCAUCUCACAUGAGAGUAGGACUGACACUUUCUCCAAACAUCACCUCAUAACAGAGGGAAAUAAACUGAACUACUGUAUGUUUUGGUGAACUCAGAGCCGCUCUGAGACUCUAGUCUCUAUGGACCUGCGACAUUAAUCGUGUCUCCAACUCAGACGGGAGGAAAUUAUAUUAUACAGCAGGCCAAAAAAAAGGUUCACAUCAACAUUGAACCAUGACACUAAUAUUUCUGUAAGAUGGCAAACAAGCAUUGUUUAAAGUUGGCUUGGAUGGAAUAUUUGUUUUAACUGAAAAUUUGCAAAAUCUUUUGCUGAAAACUCAAUGUUUUUAUUUUUUAAAGAAGUUGUAAUUUUAUGGCAAAUGUAGUAUUUAAGAGGUUACUUGAUAAUAAAGACAUCUUUUCAUUAAA
This is a messenger RNA of Ctenopharyngodon idella (grass carp), 916 nucleotides long. Its product is annotated as usherin. Bases 130 to 486 code for a protein of 118 amino acids. The transcript is spliced from 4 exons. NCBI's taxonomy places the organism in Eukaryota, Metazoa, Chordata, Actinopteri, Cypriniformes, Xenocyprididae. The record is from RefSeq and is a predicted model, not a curated record.